This is a messenger RNA of Ambispora leptoticha, 2406 nucleotides long. Lineage: Eukaryota; Fungi; Glomeromycota; Glomeromycetes; Archaeosporales; Ambisporaceae. The record is from the annotation of a GenBank genome assembly.
AUGACCAGCUAUUUAGAAUGGUUUCCUACGAUUAACAACACAAGUUAUAACAAUAAUUCUGUCUUUUACUCAUCGACAGCUUCAGCCAGACCUAGACAGUCGAUGUUUGGGAGAUGGAUGUCAAGGGUGCCAAAAGUUGAAAAAUAUUCUUUGGAGAAUUUAAGGCAAUUAGGUGAUAUACUUGAACAAUAUACAGUUGACUCUUAUUAUGAUGAAAAAAUUGUUGAGACCAUCAAAGAGAUUACCCAGGUUUUAAUUUGGGGAGAUCAGCAUAAGCCAGCAAUAUUAGAGUACUUCUUCGAGCAAAAUAUGCAUUAUCAUUUCUUACGAAUUUUAGAAACAACAAAAAGUCCACUCGUUACAAAGCAACUACUACAAACGAUGAACAUCUUGUUUGAGAAUAUUCAUGACUUAACUUCAUUAUAUUUUCUUUUAUCAAACAAUUACGUGAAUCGAGUGAUUUGUCAUGAAUUCGACUUUUCUAAUGAUGAAAUUCUAGCUUAUUACAUUUAUUUUUUGCGGACGCUUUCCUUCAAAUUGGAUACCAAUACUUUAUAUUUCUUUUUUAAUGAGCAUUUGGAUGAUUUCCCCCUAUAUUCCGAGGCAAUCAAGUUCUUUAAUGCAGAAGAGAGUAUGAUACGUGUAGCUGUUCGAACAGUCACGCUAAAUAUUUUUGCAGUAAAUGACAUACAGACACAAGAUUUUAUUUUGAACAAAAAAGUGGCACCAUAUUUUUCAAAUUUGGUCUAUUUCAUAGCGGAUCACGCGUCUACAAUGAAUGAACUAAGUAAGGAACCAUAUCAGAAUAAUCAUCAUUCAAAGAUCAGUUAUUAUUUGGCGGAACAUUGCGAUAUUUUCGACUAUAUAAAUGAUAUUAUCAAUUUGGACAUUAAAAAAAUUAAUGAUGUUUUAACACAUCAUGUAAUUGAAUUAUUGCUGAAGCCUUUUUAUGCGGAUAGUUUAUUGAGGGAAGAAUUGCUGCCUCCAUCCGAACAACAGAAUGUCCGGAUUAGUCCAAUUAUCGCGCUCGCGCUCCUAUGUCAUGUGUUACACAUAUUCCGAUACCCACCGUUAGUCACAUCUAUGGUGGCGAUGCUCUUUUCGGAUAUUCCACAUGGGUUAAGCUACGACACCGCAUCAUCACCAGAAUUCACAUCAUCAAUAACGACAGGGUCGAGAAAUCUAUAUCGAGAAGCAAUAUUUGACUGUUUAACACCGGAUGAAGAGUCGGAUGAUAAUGAAUUCUUCGAUUUAACUACAUUACCUGCUCUAUGUUUAAUAUACAUGUCAUGUCGGAAUCAUGCAAUAGCACCAGAUGUGUUGAUUGGUACGGGAGUUUAUUCUCAGAAAUUGAAAAUUACUCAAAAUCUCAUGGAAACACAGACAUCAAGUUCCGAAGAUUUAUUAAACGAAUUAGAUGACAGUCAGCAGAUUUCAAUGGAAUCUGUUUCGAUGGCUUCAUCUGCCACGUCUGCAUCACAUGAAAAAACUUUUUUUUCAGACACAAACGAGAAAUCCGAAAAGUCCAUUGGUGUCCUUGAUAAUAGUGACAUCCAUAUAUCAGACGCGUCACAUGAUGUUUCCUCAGAUAAACACACAAAAAAUGAACAUAAUGAUCAUAUUUCAAGUUAUAAUAAUAUGGUAAUUCCCGCGAUAAGAAUAUUUUCUGCUGAUGAUGAUUCUUAUGUCGAUGUUAACAUUCAGAAUGAAAAUAACCAUAAUCAUAUUGAGACACUAGCGUCGUCGAGGGUGAAUUAUCGACGCGAGCUUAUUUCAAAGCUCGUUUUACUUUUGUGCGAAUAUUAUAAUCGAUGUCGUCCUAUAACAAUUCAGAUGGCAACUGAAUUAUUAUUGGAGCUAAUUUACUAUAAUGGUGCAGGAGAAAGUUUGUCACACGAGCAGACAAGGAUGUUGUCGGAAACAGAAUCCUCCUUACAAGAGGAUAUGAUCUAUUAUUUCAAGGAGUAUCCCAAUUUCCCAUUAGAAUUAGUUGAAAAAGCAUUGAGGGAUUCGCAAUUCAAUGGCGAUAAAAUUGUCGUUUCUAUAAUAAUGGAUGCCAAAAUAUUAUUUCCACCACUUCCUCCUGUGCCGCCGCCUCCAAUAUCAAUAACACCUUCGAAAACACCCCCAGUUGAAUCGGGAAAAAAUUAUCGUGAAGAUGAUGAUAUAUUGAGAACAAUCAAAACAUUACAUCUUAUUCGGCAAUGUCGGAAACUAUUAUCACGACAGGGAAGAUCAUCAUCUGACAGAAUGUUUGACGAAGAGGAUCGCCAAGAUCCGGAUUCAAAUGAUGAUGAUGAAACACAACAGGCAAGAUUACAAAAUGCCAGAGCGUCGUCACCUUCAUCCCUUACUGAUGAUGACGAAAUAAAUCUUAUGCAACGAAAGAAAGAAUGUAAAUGUUAG